This is a messenger RNA of Lytechinus pictus (painted urchin), 4951 nucleotides long. Its product is annotated as rhodopsin, G0-coupled-like. The transcript has 5 exons. The record is from RefSeq and is a predicted model, not a curated record. Gene Ontology annotation, cellular component: plasma membrane. Gene Ontology annotation, molecular function: G protein-coupled photoreceptor activity. NCBI's taxonomy places the organism in Eukaryota, Metazoa, Echinodermata, Echinoidea, Temnopleuroida, Toxopneustidae. The coding region runs from base 42 to 1529 and encodes 495 amino acids. Gene Ontology annotation, biological process: phototransduction; G protein-coupled receptor signaling pathway; cellular response to light stimulus.
UUCUUUCUCGCAGGACAAACACGAAUUGAGCUUAUCAACAGAUGGCGACUACGACGGGGUCAUAUCACUCCGGAACAGAAUCCCUUUCCAAUCUCCAGCCAGAACACAUGACCCCUCUGUCUAAGACCGGAUACCUACUAAGCGGUAUCUACCUUACAAUUGUCGGUACGAUCGCGACGAUCGGCAAUAUCACGGUGAUCUGUGUGCUGUUCCGUUAUGGGACCUUUCGAAAGCGGUCCAUCAAUCUUCUCUUAAUAAACAUGGCGGCCAGUGACUUGGGUGUAUCUGUGACCGGCUACCCUCUUACAACGUUAUCGGGGUACUGGGGCCGAUGGCUCUUUGGGGAUGUUGGUUGCAAGUUCUAUGCAUUCUGCGUCUAUACGCUUUCUUGUAGUACCAUCACAACGCAUGCAGUCAUUGCAUGUUACAGAUACAUCUAUAUUGUGAAGACUGACCUCAGACCGAAAUUGACUGGGAAUUUCACGUCCAUGAUCAUCAUCUUUAUAUGGGUGUAUGCCUUAUUCUGGACUUUGACUCCCUUUGUCGGCUGGAGCAGUUACGUCUACGAGCCCUUUGGUACUUCUUGUUCUAUCAACUGGUUUGGGCGGUCAUUCAAUGACAUCUCCUAUAUGGUAGCCUGUGUUAUCGGCGUCUAUCUUGUCCAGAUUAUCGUCAUGGUCUACUGUUACCACCACGUGGCAAAAAAAAUCAGAGGAAUAGACCCAGAACGGACCCAGGAAAAGGAUUCAGGUGUCAACGUCUUUAGGAAACUCCGAAGAAGAGAAGCAAAGAUAGACACACAUGUCACAAAGAUGUGUUUCAUGAUGAUGAUAAGCUUCAUAAUAGUCUGGACCCCUUACGCAGUUGAGAGCCUGAGAGUUGCACACGUGGAUCACAUCAGUGCUUUUGCAGCUGUCAUCCCAACAAUGUUCGCGAAAAGUUCUUGCAUGCUUAACCCCAUCAUAUUUUUGUCAUCGAGCUCCAAGUUCCGACGGGAUCUGCGCAAGAUGUGGAGUUCCCCUCCGUCCCACGAAUCGCUUCGCCAGGAAGAACGCAACAAAACACAACCCUCGCUUUAUGUCCGACAUAGCGAUAUAUCCUCGGUAUACCGAAACAACACUGCUUCCGUAUACUAUGACAAAGAGCGAAUCUACAUCGGGGAAAUGCGCGCCACCAGUAUACAGAAGGAAGCUGAACUCAUGCGACGCGAUCCGGAAGUGCUCUCGAUUGCGUCAUCGACAAGUUCUGACGUCCAUUUUGUGAUGAGGGAUUCGAAGAAGCCCAAAAGGGCCCUGGGACCGCGUGGCCCUGAAAUGUUUACAGCUUCUGGGUACACCAACCACGCGAGUUCAACGAGUGAGAGUGCUGGACAGUCGACGUCGUCUGGCACAAAGAGGACUGGUUUUGGAAGUCGUAAAGCGUCAAGACAAUAUUCCGUAAAGUCCCAGUCGGAAGAAACUGCAAAUUCGGGAGAAAUAUUUACUCUUGACGGCAGUGGUUUGGAAAUGAUGAGCUUACGAAGGCUUUAAGACUACUAUAUAAGAUGUAAAUAUUUGGCUAUUCUGUUGAUAUCUUAUUUUAAAAAUGGGGGAAAUUCACUUUUGGGUGUGUAUGCAAACUGUUCCAAUUCUCUCCACUUCCAGGAUUGAAGAUAAUUCUUGAUUAUUGUCACGCACAUAUGCGUCCUAUGAAUUGAGUUAUCCCAUUGGCUUAAAGUAAGUCAUGUUUGAUUUAUCACUCAGGUGUUUUCUCGUGUUAUCUUUAGUUUUCUACACAUGGAAGUGUGUCUUACUGUGGAUUAUCUUAUGUCAAGGUGCCAGGUGCCCUAUUACCUUGCCGAAACGACUACAGGUGUAUAAUAAAGAAAGAGAUUCUUACAGAGUACCUGUAUCCCCAACAAACUAUUUAUUUUUGGAAAGCUGACACAGAUAUUUGCUUUGCACAUGUUUGCUUUAAGAUAAAGCAAAAUAUUGUCAUUCAAAGUCAUGACUUUGAAAACAAUGAUUUUUCAAUAAAUGACGUUCUGCUUUGUAGACGGGUCAAUAUAUGGUUUGACCCGGAACAAAUUGCAACAAAUGAUUUUUCAACUGUUUCUGGCAGUAUUUGACCUCAGGAAAAACAUACUAAAAAUCUACCAAAAUCCGCACAUGGGAAAGUGGUUAUUUUCAAGAUGGCGUCCAAGAUAGCCGCCAUUCACUGAAAAUGGAUAUAAGUCACUCAUUAUCGACCCUAGAAUUUAACCAUGGUAUAGAUACAAAAAUCAUAUUUCUGGAUAUUGAGUAAUUUAUGUCGGUUUUUUUAAGUAGCAACAGCAAUUUUAGACUCCAUUUUUUUAAAGCUAUCUUGGAUUUUUUAACAUACUGGACCACUGACUGUCCUUGCAAUUUGUCCCAAUGUCUUAUUUGACCAUUGACAUCAUUGUCUAGACACCAAAAUCAUUAUGUCCCAGGCGGAUAUAAAACGAACUAUGUCCAUUUUAAUUAUCAAUAGCCAUUCUAAACUCCCUUUUUAGAAGCCAUCUUGGAUUUUCGGACACACCAGACCACUGGCUGUCCUUGUAACUUGUUCCAUUGUACUACUUCACCCUUAAAACCAUUGAAGAAAAACCAAAAUUAAAGCCACUUAGAUGAAUUGUGGAUUUUCAGUCUACGGCAUCCAUUUUGGGCGCCAUCUUGGAUUUUGCACGUACACUGGAGGGCAUAUAAUUCACUCUAGCCUGUAUCAACAAUUUUUGUACCCCCUAAACCAUGAAAUAUGGACCGAAAUAGGAUCUAGGGUGGAUAAAGUUUCAGUUGUACCAACAUACACAAUUUCCUCAAAAUGUCGUCAUGGUCAUGCGAAUCCAAUGAUUAGAAUUGAGGUUAUUACAUUUUUCAUGGGGAAAAAUCAUCAUUUCGUGCAAUUUUAUGAUAAGGAAAUAGCUAUAUUACUUAUUAUAACGCACAUUUGUAAAGUCCCAUGUGUUUUACACAGUAAAACUCCUUCGGCCGUUUUCGAAUUUUAUGAUGAUACGUUUUGACCUCACUCCCCAUCUUGUUAAAAAAAGAGGUACGUGAAAUGUAACAAGUUGCACGAUGAAGUAUACAUCAUAUUAGCUGAGGAUGCAAAAUAUAAAUAUCAUUUAAAAAAAAUGUUUAGGGCUCCUGACACAUGAAAUGUUUUUUAAUGUGUGGUAUCUACGUUACACUUUGUAUUAUCCAAUCAACUAUACGACCAUUGGGACGAUUUAAGUCCGCAUCAACUGCGCGCAUGUUUAUAAAGCAACACCACGUCACAAAGUUUGUCACCAGUCGAUUGAUGUACCUUUAAAACAAAAUGCUUACAAGUCGAUGUUUGAUGCAACAUGAAAGAAAUACAGUGCGUCCCAGAAAAAACGAAACCGAGAUUAAGCGAUGAUUUAUCAUAAUUUAAUCACAAAUACAAUAGACAAAUGACCUACCAUUGUAAAGCUUAGAAUCUCCUCUUUCAUCUGAAAUUACUUAGAAUAUUUCUCAUUCACGCAUGAGUGAGCAAAAACAAUUUGAAGAGGGGAUACCAAAAAGUCAUUUGGCGGGCUGUAUCUGGGUUUCAAAAAGAAAACCACAUCGUUAAAAUGUUCAAUAUCUGCUCUUUAAUUUGAUACCUCAAUUACAGAAAAUGGUCGAGAAAAAACAAAAAAAAAGUUCUGGUUAUUUGAAAUAAGGCUUGAAUUUCAAUAAUUUCAUAAAAUGAAGAGGUUCUACAGGCAAGCGUUCAACUCACUUGACACUCCACUUUGUUGACGAUCAGCCAUGCAUUAAGUCUUUUGUUAACCAUGCGAUAGCUUCUGUGGGAAACCGGUGAAACACGUUUAUUUAAUGAAAUUAUGGAAAUACAAGCAUUGUUUCGAGGGAACAUAACUUUUUUACUUCUUAACCCCCCGCCAAAUGAGUUUUUGGUAUCCUUUGUUCAAAUUGUUUUUGCUCACUCAUGCGUGAAUGAGGAACAAUCUAAGUAAUAUCAGAUGAAAGAGGAGAUUCUAAGCUUAACAUUGGUAGGUCAUUUGUCUAUUGUAUUUGUGAUUAAGUUAUGAUAAAUCAUCGCUUAAUCUCGGUUUCGUUUUUUUUUGGGACGCACUGUAUAAUAUGCACUGUCAUUUGAAUUGUUUGUGUUGAAAUAUUUAUUUCGAUUUUUUCCAGUUAUAAAUGUGAACCCGUUCUUGUUGUUGCAUAAUGUAUUGCAAUUAUGUGUACCUUUUCGAUUGGUGUUAAAUGAUUCAUCGGAACGUUGUUGUGUAAUAUUGUAAAGGAUAUCCCUAAAUGAGUUAUCACUAUAAGGUAGUAAAUUUUUGCUGUCUCAUAACAAUAAUAAUAACAACAUGCAACAUUUAUAUAGCGCUUAAUACAAAUGUUUCUAAGCGCUGCUUAAUACCCCAUAUUUAGCGCGGCUACCCUGAUCGGGUGCUCGAGCAUUCAAGGAAUGCCUUCCUACCGGGUACGCAUUUACUACACCAUAACAAUAACAUGACAAUAGUCCCCUUAAUUGUAGGAUUAAAUUGCAGACAAAACUAUAGCCUUAAAUCUGCGACGGUCUUUGGCAGACUUUCCGUCCAUGACGACGUAGGAGACAGGCCUUACAUUCAAUCAGUGCGCUCAGAUUUGUAAGAUGUCACACACGCGGAUGCUUUGAAUUCUUGAUUUUUUUUAAAUGUAAAUUAUGGAACUAAGUUUAGGGCUUGCCUUUAAUACAAGCUUUAUUUUUUGCAAGCCUAUGAAAGCUUAAAAGUGCUACCCAGAUGUUCAUAUAAUCAUCUCGUCAUUGUCUUCAUCGUGUGGGAGAGAUGAUCAUGGGUGGCAUUUUUAAGUUUCCAUACAAGCCCCUCCGUUUUACUAUAAAAUACAAAAAUCGUCUGAGGUAAUUUUAUUUAUAAAUUUUGUUCCUUAAAUCUAUUAUUAUGUUUUAUAUAAAAUUAUGGCUCGUAAUAUUUUUGACA